This is a messenger RNA of Oncorhynchus kisutch (coho salmon), 8018 nucleotides long. RefSeq names its product potassium voltage-gated channel subfamily KQT member 5-like. The record is from RefSeq and is a predicted model, not a curated record. Gene Ontology annotation, biological process: potassium ion transmembrane transport. Lineage: Eukaryota; Metazoa; Chordata; Actinopteri; Salmoniformes; Salmonidae. The transcript is spliced from 15 exons. Bases 1235 to 4438 code for a protein of 1067 amino acids. Gene Ontology annotation, molecular function: voltage-gated potassium channel activity. Gene Ontology annotation, cellular component: voltage-gated potassium channel complex; membrane.
CCAAUGUGUGGGUUAUUAUACUGCACCGCGUGUUGGUAUUUUAUUUCGGGCCAUGUCACGUGGUCGUGGUGUUAGUAGCUGCAGACAGAGAACUAAGAGAAGGGGAGAAGAGGGGAUAUUAGUUUGUGGGAAUUUUCCAGAUAAUUAUGAAUAAAUCCCAGACGAUCAUAAGGAUGAUUUUUGCUACAGUCUAAUGUCGUUUUGGAUGGCGCGCCGGCGGGUGGAAUUCAGAACGACUUUUUCAUCUGUGUAGGCUACUGUAGUCUGGAUAUUUUAUACAGAUGUCAUACCGUUUGCGGUUUAUUUUUUCCAUCGAAUGGAAUAUAUUUUCACUUCUGAAUGGAAAAUUCAUUAAGCUAUAGACUAGGCCUACUUAAUACUUAAUAGAGCAUUCAAAUGCGUCUCGUUUCACUUUAGUUAUUGGCAUCGUUUUUGCCUAAAGGGAAAUUGAGUGCCACCUGAAUAAAAUCGUGGUUUUCAGUGCGACUUGUGUUUCAAGCGCUCAAUUGACAAUGAAACACCUCUCAAUCACUAAGGACUCCGAAGCUAGCUGAGCUUAUACUACCAGUUUCCAAGCACGGGGAACGAGGAUAGGCUGACUCAAAAAUAUCUGAAGAUACGGAAUUGUCAUCAAUACGUUGACAUAUGCUUCAAUUGGAAACAAUUUGUGUGGUGCGUUCUCUUUAGCAUUUAAUGCGCCGUAUCGGCUGGCCCCAGCCAUCAUCGUGCGCCUCCGCCGCGGACAUUUAUAUUGGAAGCAACAGGCUGAGCUCAUCCCACUGGUGAGAAAGUCGCCUUUCACCGGAGCAAUUCACUUCCUGUGUGUUUAUGCCAUCCUUACGAGCCGAGUGCGUUCACCCGUUUCGUGCUGACUUACAACUCCCCUUUAAACUAUCUGGGAUAGUGGUGAACAGUUGUUGGAACUGGACCUCAAGACGCUCCCACUGAAGAAUUGCGGGUUUAAUGCAUUUCGUUUACGCGCAGGCGACACACAGCUGUGGAAAACCCGACACUGCAUGCGGAGUGCUGAUGGUUGACAGGGCGAAAGAGGGCGGACAAAAAACAGACGGGUUAAACAGCGUGCCUUGGUUAUGGUUUCAUAUCUAACUCCAAGGAGCUGGAAUAUUUAAUUUGCUGUUCAUUCAGAGAGCUCCACAUCUACACCUCCAAGACAGCCACGCAUGCCCCAGAGGACCUUUGCACAUCAGCACUUCAUGCCCGCCCUGGUGAUGCCAUGCCCCGCAACCACAGCGGAGAUGAAGGCGGCACGGGGCUCUGGAUGAAAACUUCUCCGGGCCACCGCGCCGAGGGCUAUGACUUGAAGGAUGUGGAGUCCGGCCGAAGGAUGAUGAACAACGCCAGUGCCGGGGACGGUUUGCUGUCGGCCUCCAGUGCUACAGGUGCCGGGGGUUCGGAGAGCCUGAGGGGAAACAAGGGAGCCCGGCUCAGCCUGCUGGGAAAGCCGCUCAUAUACAGCGCCCAGAGCGGCCGGAGAAACGUCCGUUACCGAAGGCUGCAGAAUUUACUGUACAACGUGCUGGAGAGACCACGAGCCUGGGCGUUCAUCUACCAUGCGUUUGUGUUCGUCCUGGUCUUUGGUUGCUUGGUCCUGUCUGUGUUCUCCACCAUUCCGGCUCACCAGGAUUUCUCUUCCGACUGUCUGCUCAUCCUGGAGUUUGUGAUGAUCGUGGUGUUUGGGCUGGAGUACAUCAUCAGGAUCUGGUCGGCCGGCUGCUGCUGUCGCUACAGAGGAUGGCAGGGUCGCCUCCGUUUUGCCCGGAAGCCUUUCUGUGUCAUAGACAUCAUCGUACUGAUAGCCUCCGUAGCGGUGGUGUCGGCAGGAAGCCAGGGUAACAUCAUCGCCACGUCCGCCCUGCGUAGCCUCCGCUUCCUGCAGAUCCUGCGUAUGGUGCGCAUGGACCGGCGCGGCGGCACCUGGAAACUGCUGGGAUCAGUGGUGUACGCACACAGCAAGGAGCUGGUGACGGCCUGGUACAUUGGCUUCCUGGUCCUCAUCUUCUCCUCCUUUCUGGUCUACCUUGUGGAGAACAAGUUCAACAGCGAGUUUGCCACCUAUGCUGAUGCCUUAUGGUGGGGAACGAUCACCUUGACAACCAUUGGUUAUGGGGACAAGACCCCGAAGACAUGGACCGGUCGUAUGCUCUCAGCUGGGUUUGCUCUACUGGGCAUCUCUUUCUUUGCCCUGCCAGCGGGUAUACUGGGCUCAGGCUUUGCCCUGAAGGUCCAGGAGCAGCACAGACAGAAGCACUUUGAGAAGAGGAGGAACCCAGCCGCUUGUCUCAUCCAGUGUGUUUGGCGUAGUUAUGCGGCUGAUGAGAACUCGGUUUCCAUUGCUACCUGGAAGCCUCAUUUGAAGGCGUUGCAUACCUGCAGCCCUACAAAGAAGGACCAGGGUGAAUCGUCCACAAGCCAGAAGUUGAGUUUCAAAGACCGUGUCCGGAUGGCGAGCCCCAGGGGGCAGAGUAUUAAGAGCCGGCAGACGUCGGUGAGCGACCGGCGGUCCCCGGGGACUGAGGCUGGGGGUACGGAGGGCACCAGCCCUGCCAAGGUCCAGAAGAGCUGGAGCUUCAAUGACCGCACCCGCUUCAGACCCUCCCUCCGCCUCAAGAUCCAAUCACGCUCCACUGCCGAUGCUGACUCUAACAUGACCACUGAGGAUGGGUUCGGUGAUGACAAGGGCUGUCACUGUGAGAUCUCUGUGGAGGACCUGCUGCCUUCUGUCAAGUCUGUCAUCCGAGCCGUCAGGAUAAUGAAGUUCCACGUGGCCAAGAAGAAGUUUAAGGAGACGUUGCGUCCGUACGAUGUGAAGGACGUCAUAGAGCAGUACUCCGCCGGACACCUGGACAUGCUGUGUCGCAUCAAGAGUCUGCAGACACGGCUGGACAUGAUAGUGGGGCCCCAGCCCCUGAGCAGCCGAGCCAAGACCUUUUCCUCUCCCUCCCUGCCCAUGUAUUACAGCCAGGGCAGAAAGAACUCCACGCAGGGAGUGGACCAGAUCCUGGGUAAAGGCCAGGUUCCUCUGGAUAAGAAGAUCCGGGACAAGCUGCUGUCUGAUGGAGACCUGCUGGAGGACAUGAGUAUGCUGGGACGUGUCUGCAAAGUGGAACGGCAGGUCCAGUCUAUUGAGUCGAAGCUAGACUCCCUGUUGGACAUCUACCGGCAUGUGUUACGUAAAGGCUCCUCCUCUGCCCUCACCCUCUCCUCCUUGCCUCUGUUUGAGCUGGAGCAGACCUCAGACUACCAGAGCUCUAUCCUCUUCAAGGACCACUCUACCUGCUCUACCCAGGUCAGCAGCACUGGAGGUGGGCCAGGGAUAGAGGGCCAAGGGGGGUGCGUGACCCGCUCCUCCACCAACGCCUCAAACCUGUCCCGGGGACUUCACCUUAUCCUGGCGCCGUCCACCGAGCUCAGCCUGAACCUCAACACUGGCACCACCUCGCCUUCUACCAGUGGGCCCCCGCCCUCCUCGUUCAGUCCGCCGCCCCUUCCUCAACACCACCAUCAUCAUCAUCAUCAUACCCUGCCGGAAAGUGGGGAACCAGUCCAUAGAGGAAGUUCUUCUCACUCACCUCCUAUUCUUACUCCUAAUUGUGUAUCUGGAGGUGGGGGGUUUCCUACUCUGGCCAGGCCCCCACCACCUCCUCCCCAGCCCAGCCGGACGGUGGGUCACUCCAGGCCGGAGAGGGAGAGGGAGAUGGUGAUGGAGGUGGGUGACUUCUGUGGAAGCCCGGAGGAGAGGGAGGAUGGUGAUGUGUUAGGCCCAGAACAAGGCCUCCGAAUCGGGAGGCUGGGGCAGCCAAGAGGUGGGUCCAGUGGGAACAGCAAUGCCAAAGCAGAGGGCUCCUGGAGGAGACGCACGAGCCUGGAGAUGGAGCCCCUGGUACCCCUCUCUUCUGCUCUGGGAGGAGGAGGCCGCUGUUCCUCUGGCUCCAACCCCAGCCAGGUGGACCGAAGCCUGGGCAAGUCCAUGUCCAUCCAAAACCUGGGGCAGGGGGGGUCAACCACCUCCAGGGCCCUGGAUAGCCACCACCAUCCUAGCCUCAGCCUCUCCUCCCCCAGCCCCUGCAGCAGCAAUUCCCCCACAGGCUCCCACAGUAGUCAGGACCCUGGGGGAGGCGGCGGCGGGGAUGGCUGGGGGGAGGAGGACCUCUUUAUCAGCGACAGGGACGUGGAUGCCCUCCCUCUCCCCCCCGAGGCUCAAGGUGGAGCUUUUGGCUUUGACUUCCUGUCCCAGGGGACAGCCGACGCAACCUCUUACUCAUCAGAGCUACUGAGGACAGACCCGGGGCUUGGGGCGGGGUUAAGUGCUCUGGCAGGGUUCAAUAGGAGCCUGGCGAGCGCGAGCGGGAACAUGUCAUCUCCCCCCUCAGUCGGGAGCACCGAGUCCCUGAGCAUGCCGCACGUACGGCUAAAAUAAGACACACCCCCGUGUCGUAUGGACCAAUCAAAAAACUUCACCUUACAGAGAAGCUCGUUAUUCUAUUUUGGGAGGGGGGAGGGGGAACAGGGAGGGACUAUAAUGGUUAUGUCUGUUUAUUUUUUAUGUUGAUUCAUUUGAUAAAAAGCAUAGUAUUUUUCAUACAUGUCGACGAUACAUGAACAUAUCAUUGCAUGAAUUAUUCUUUUUUUAAAGUACGCUUGAAGAAAUCGAAACAAAGAAAAUAAAGAAGGUAUAAUAAAGAGAGAGAGAGAGGUGCAUAAAAAAGAGACUGAGUAAGAGGUUGUGUGUAUAUAUAUAUAAAUAUAUAUAUAUAAAGAAACAAGCUAAACUUGAUCCUGAAAGACAAUGGAUUGAUCUGUGAUCUCGAAACUGCAUGAGCACUGCAUGUUUUCAGUCCAAAUGUCAUGGUAUUACAACUUACCCAUAAGCCUUACAUUCAUUAACACAGGAAGUUGUUGAUGCCUAUAGGCCUGAGGGCAAAACCCUUCUAGAAAACCUUUCCUUCAUUUUAAUACACAUAAUCAUGUACAGUAAAAAUUCAAGUGUGGGGCAUCCUAACUUACAAGACGGGGCAAGUUAAAUGCUUACAAGUUAAAUGGGGCAAGUUAAAUGCUUACAUGAACCCAAUAUCAUCCAAAGCUUCUGAGGCAGCCAUCUUGAAAUGAAUGUUGCCUCAACACGACCAAGUUUUUCACCCACAUCAGUUCCCUAUAAUAAUUUCUCAUUUGAGAGACUAUUGUGGACGUACAAUGGCACAAAUCACCCCUCAUUGCAAUGACAGACUUGCCAUGUCCAGGUCAAUACCAGUUUGAGGUAAAUUCAAUUCUGCCAACCGGUCACACACACUAACACACACACCAACACACACACUAACACACACACACACACACACACACACACACACACACACACACACACACACACACACACACACACACACACACACACACACACACACACACACACACACACACACACACACACACACACACACACACACACACACACACACACACACACACACACACACACACACACACACACACACACACACACACACACACACACGUAGUUUACAUACGGUAUAACUGUUGUACACAAGCUGCUACACUUAGUCCCGGGAAAGGAAUAACUUCUAAAACAGGAGACGAAUAGCUUCUAAGACCAUAGAAAUAGAAAUACUAGAAUAUGGUCCAUCCAGCAUGACACCUUUGAAUGGGGAUGUCCGUUCUAGUAGUUAUAUUUCUAUGCCUAAAACACAGUUCAUUUGCGCACCCCAAGGUGUUUUCUAACCCGACGACCAAGGUAUCCACAUUAUGAAUGUGAUUUCUUGUGAUACCUGUGUAUCUUCUCUUUCCCCAAAAAAUAGUGAGUUACUUAUAACAGAAGAGACAAAAACACGAUGAAGGGAGAAAAUGUGCAAACGUAUAUUAUGUUAUCUGAUUAUGUGACCCUGCAGUCUUACAGUACACGGUUUCAGUCGGAAUCUGAUUAUGUGACCCUGCAGUCUUACAGUACACGGUUUCAGUCGGAAUCUGAUUAUGUGACCCUGCAGUCUUACAGUACACGGUUUCAGUCGGAAUCUGAUUAUGUGACCCUGCAGUCUUACAGUACACGGUUUCAGUCGGAAUCUGAUUAUGUGACCCUGCAGUCUUACAGUACACGGUUUCAGUCGGAAUCUGAUUAUGUGACAGUCUUACAGUACACGGUUUCAGUCGGAAUCUGAUUAUGUGACCCUGCAGUCUUACAGUACACGGUUUCAGUCGGAAUCUGAUUAUGUGACCCUGCAGUCUUACAGUACACGGUUUCAGUCGGAAUAUGAUUAUGUGACCCUGCAGUCUUACAGUACAAGGUUUCAGUCGGAAUCUGAUUAUGUGACCCUGCAGUCUUACAGUACACGGUUUCAGUCGGAAUCUGAUUAUGUGACCCUGCAGUCUUACAGUACACGGUUUCAGUCGGAAUCUGAUUAUGUGACCCUGCAGUCUUACAGUACACGGUUUCAGUCGGAAUCUGAUUAUGUGACCCUGCAGUCUUACAGUACACGGUUUCAGUCGGAAUCUGAUUAUGUGACCCUGCAGUCUUACAGUACACGGUUUCAGUCGGAAUCUGAUUAUGUGACCCUGCAGUCUUACAGUAUACGGUUUCAGUCGGAAUCUGAUUAUGUGACCCUGCAGUCUUACAGUACACGGUUUCAGUCGGAAUCUGAUUAUGUGACCCUGCAGUCUUACAGUACACGGUUUCAGUCGGAAUCUGAUUAUGUGACCCUGCAGUCUUACAGUACACGGUUUCAGUCGGAAUCUGAUUAUGUGACCCUGCAGUCUUACAGUACACGGUUUCAGUCGGAAUAUGAUUAUGUGACCCUGCAGUCUUACAGUACACGGUUUCAGUCGGAAUAUGAUUAUGUGACCCUGCAGUCUUACAGUACACGGUUUCAGUCGGAAUCACACUCACCGGCUGUAGUUCUUUUAAUACAUUAUAGUUUUGAAUGCUUAUUAAAUUGCUUAAACGGAAGUUGACAUGCUGUAGAAUGUAUAUAAUGUUAUGUUAAUAAUCUGUAAGUGACAUUUUGCACUCCCUGGCAAGCAGUGUGAGUGACAUCAUGGCUAAUGCUAACAACAAUUAGCCCUUUUGACUUAAAGGGAUAUGUCACUCAAAUCACAAAAUUACAUUGUUUUUCUUACCCUUCAAGCAGUCUUUGGACAAGGAGAGACAGCAAUGACGGACAGCAAUUUCUUUACAUGGUACCAAAAUAAAAAUGUAAUUUUCUAAUUUGGGUGGACUAUCCCUUUAAAUGUUAUAGAUUCAGGUACAAUAAGGUCAUGUUCAUUAGGGCACAAUGUAGCAAAACAUUUUGAAACGGAAUGCAAAGAUGACUCAUUGGACAUGCUCAGCCUCAGGUAGUAGGCUACUUCAUCGGUUUUCACAACGUUUUGUAACAUUCUGUGCCUACUGAACAGGAUCCUGGUAAGGAUUAUUGGAUGUUUCACCAAGUGGGUUGUUUCAAAGGAGAGAAACCCAUUCAAAAACAACAUGAAAUGCAGUAUGAACUUGUACGCUAAACCCAAAGCUCCAGUACACAUACCAUUGGAAACAGAAACAUUAGCAGAAACAUUUUGAGUCGAUUAAAUCCUCAUUGAAGGCUUUACCAGAAUAUGUGAAGUAUAUAAAACAUGCAGUACAUAACAUGGUGCCUUUCUUAGCGAUAUACUGUCCAUUUCAACAUUUAUUUGCACCCAACGUGUGGGUUGUUGGCCUUUUGUGCUGAACUGGUCUCACAUACUUGAUUUUUUUUCGGCCCUUGUAUAAAAAAAAAAUGACUAUCUGAUUUGGGCAUUAUUUAUCCACAGACAGACCAUGUAUUACCAAAGGAAAACUGGCCUUUAGAAAUGUCAUCAUUGUGUCUCAUACGAUCAUUAUCCUAAUUUAUUUAAAUGACGUGCACAUACCUAUACGAUAGUAAUAAUAUCCGUUAGCUCCAAUCAAACCUGUAAUGUCAUGAAAAAUGCUAAAGAAACUUCUAUUCUCCUACAUCAAUAAAAAAAAGAAGGAAAUUCAA